GCUUCUGAUUCGCCUGCAGUUGGAGAAACGUUGCCAACUCGAUCGGCGUUAGCUACAGUUGCAGUGGCUCACCGCAAAAUAUCGCUCUGAAUAUCCCCUCCCGUUUGUUCCGCGCUCCAUCCGACUUUUAUCUCCUGUUCUCCGUGAGCAUUUAUGCGCGUCUUUGCAAUCAUUGAUGUUGUCUGGUUUAUUUCACCUCCUCCCCCGUUGUGACGACUGCAGGCUCCUCCCGCAAUCUGCAAAAGGGAAACUUCUCUGCAAUAGUGGCUCGAGCUCUUCUCCCAAGUGUCCUUGCCUCCAGCCGAGAUUCUGCAAAAGGGAUCCUGACAGACGAAACCGCACAAAGUGCAAAUCCGCACCGGCGCGCUUGCAACUCCUGAUUUCUCUCGCUCUUCAGGUUCAGGUUGUUGCUGUUGAUGCUGGCUACUGUGUUUUUGGUCUGUCUGCCCGCCUUAAAACAAGGGUCCACCGUCAAGAAGGUCUACAGAUCUGCCUAGUUUGAGUGAGAUAAUGGCUCGCCCUUAGCGCUUUGUACAAAAGGAUGAUGUAAGUGCCGAGUUCCCAUCCAAAUCAAACAUGGGCGCAAACACCUCCAGCAAGUCACUGACAUUUGAUGAGAAUGAAGAUGUCACCUUUGACCAUUUUGAAAUUUUGAGAGCCAUUGGAAAAGGCAGCUUUGGAAAGGUGUGCAUUGUCCAGAAGAAUGACACCAAGAAAAUGUAUGCAAUGAAAUAUAUGAACAAGCAAAAAUGUGUGGAGCGGAAUGAAGUGAAAAACGUCUUUAAGGAAUUACAGAUCAUGCAGGGGUUGGAACACCCUUUCCUUGUGAAUUUGUGGUAUUCAUUCCAGGAUGAGGAAGACAUGUUUAUGGUGGUCGAUCUGCUUCUUGGAGGAGACUUGCGUUACCACCUACAGCAAAAUGUCCGCUUCCAAGAGGGCACUGUGAAGCUAUUCAUCUGUGAACUAGCAUUGGCACUGGAUUAUCUGCAGAGCAGGAAUAUUAUCCACAGGGACAUAAAACCUGAUAACAUCUUGCUGGAUGAACAAGGACACACACACAUCACAGACUUCAAUAUUGCUACAGUGCUAACUAAAGACAUGCAGAUUACCAAUAUUGCUGGCACAAAACCAUACAUGGCACCUGAGAUGUUUAGUGCUGCAAAACCUAUUGGCUAUUCCUAUGCUGUUGACUGGUGGUCAUUAGGCAUUACUGCCUAUGAACUUCUUAGAGGCCGGAGGCCAUAUCACAUUCGCUCUAGUACUGCUGCAAACGAAAUUGCCCACAUCUUCAAGACGGCCACAGUCAUGUAUCCUGCCGCUUGGUCAAACAAUAUGGUGUCCUUAAUCAAAAAGUUAUUGGAAAUAAACAUAGAGGAACGGUUUUCUCAACUGACUGAUAUCCAGGACUUUCCUUAUUUGGCUGAUAUCAACUGGGAUGUUGUACUACAAAAGGGAGUAGAACCUGGAUUCCUUCCCACUAAAGGGAAGUUGAACUGUGACCCAACUUUUGAACUUGAAGAAAUGAUCCUGGAGUCCAAGCCACUUCAUAAGAAGAAGAAGCGCCUGGCUAAAAAGGAGAAGGAGGGCAGCAAAAAUGAUUCCAUGGAGGCUUGCCAGUUUCAGAAACACAUGGAGUCAAUCCAAAGGGACUUCAUCAUUUUCAACAGAGAAAAGAUGAGGCAACAGCAUAAUGAAAUGCAAGAGAACUUGACACUGACACAAACCAAAGAAAAUCAGGAAGAUGACCAGAAUAAUAAUAUUUGAAAUCAGUUUAGCUUCUGCUCAGGUGCUUCUAUCAAAGGUCCAGGCUUCUACUUUACCUACUUCAUGGAGUUCAACAAGUAAAACUGCACACUGCUAUCAAGACAAGGCAGACACCUUGGUAUGGAGUCUCCAAACCAGAAGCUGAGUGUCUCCUUCCACCAUCAGGAGUUAAGGCUUAGUCUUGGGCAAUAGUGCAUAAUUUUAUGCCUUUUCUUGGUUUUUUUUUUAAAGCACUUGACCAUAAACAGGAAAGAAGGUGGUAUUUCCCCCCCCACCCCCCAAAGGGAACAAAAGUGAAGAAUGGUUAAGCUCAUAUUUUCUUUAUGUACCUUUUCUUUUGGUAGGAUGUAGGGAUUGCUGAUUACUGGGCUCAGCCAACUGCCUGUAGGAAAAUAAAAAGGCUUUUAUUAAGUGUUUUAGGUUUAAUAGAUGUUUCAGAGAGAUGGUCCUGAACUAAAAUUGUGCAAAUGCACCACAACAGAGUCUAAUGUCAGCACCAUUUUUUUCUGCACCAGCAACGACUCUGAUCUAAAUCUUAUAUUUAGUACACCAGCUAAAACACAUACAAAGAAAAUUAUUUGUUGUAGAAUUUUUUCACUGUUGACACAAUAAACAAGCAUUCUAGAGUUAA
Messenger RNA from Rhineura floridana, 2395 nucleotides. It is a transcript of the gene STK32A, whose product is annotated as serine/threonine kinase 32A. Lineage: Eukaryota; Metazoa; Chordata; Lepidosauria; Squamata; Rhineuridae. Gene Ontology annotation, biological process: protein phosphorylation; G protein-coupled receptor signaling pathway; regulation of signal transduction. Bases 577 to 1764 code for a protein of 395 amino acids. The record is from RefSeq and is a predicted model, not a curated record. Gene Ontology annotation, molecular function: ATP binding; G protein-coupled receptor kinase activity; G protein-coupled receptor binding. The transcript has 13 exons.